This is a messenger RNA of Portunus trituberculatus (swimming crab), 2231 nucleotides long. RefSeq names its product arrestin homolog. The record is from RefSeq and is a predicted model, not a curated record. Gene Ontology annotation, cellular component: cytoplasm. Gene Ontology annotation, biological process: signal transduction; G protein-coupled receptor internalization. Gene Ontology annotation, molecular function: G protein-coupled receptor binding. Lineage: Eukaryota; Metazoa; Arthropoda; Malacostraca; Decapoda; Portunidae.
AGUCUGACCCAGUUUCUCUCGAGUUUUGCUGGAGAUAAGACGUUCUUGUAGUCGCAACCAUGGUGGUCAAGUUUCAAGUCUUCAAGAAAAGUUCCCCGAAUUCUAAGAUCACGCUGUACCUUACACGGCGGGAUCACAUGGACCAUGUAACCCACGUGGACAACAUCGAGGGCGUGAUCGUGCUGGACCCUAACUACGUGAAUUCCCGCAAUGUGUACGUGCAGCUGGCCCUCAAUUUCCGCUUCGGCAGGGAGGAGGACGAGUCUCUCGGGUACAGUUUCGUGAAGACACUGUACGUCAAUACCUCACAGGUGUACCCGCCGGAGAGGGAAAGGCCCACCACCGAGCUACAGAGGAACCUGAUCUCCAAGCUGGGUAACUUCGCCUUCCCUUACAUGCCCUUCCCGGAGCUGGCCUCGCCCUCUUACUCCCUCAUGCUGGGCUGGCAGGACAUGGGCUCGCUCAUGGGCAUUGAGUACGAGGUCAUGGGCUUCGUGGGCGCCACUCAGCAGGAAAUGCAUCAGAGGAACACCGCCAGCCUCACAGUGCGGCGCCUGAUGGAGUGCCCUGCUAGCCUGUUCGAGAAGCCAGCGCCCCAGAAGUGUAUCUCCCGCUCCUUCCUCACCUGUACCGGCUGCGUCACCAUCGAGGCUAGGCUCAACUCCAACGUGUACUACCCCGAGGAAAACAUCAUGGUCAGAGUGGAGCUCAAGAACAACACCUCCAGGGAUAUCAAGAGGCUCAAGGUAAAGCUCGUACAGAAGAGCGAGGUGCCCAUGUUCCAGGACGGACAGGUGCGAGACAAGACGAUCUGCAAGGUGGAUGACCCUCUCAGCUUGCCGCCCGGAGCCCUCACCACGCGGGAGUUUGUGCUCGUCCCCACCAUCCCCAGCAAGCCUGCCCAUGGUGAGAUCUUCCUGCAGUCCAGCCUUAAGAGUGAGGAGGAGGCUGUUCUGGCGCCCACCACCCUCAUCGCUCCCUCCAUUAAGAAGGGCGACCUCUUCGGCGUGCACGUGUCCUAUGCUGUGAGAAUCAAGGCUACUCUGGGCACUCUCAUUGGGGACGCCAUCCUGGACGUGCCCUUCGUGCUAGCCGUGCAACAAGGGUCUUGAACAUGCUGCAGGUGAGGUGAUGAGGGCGGUGAUGGUGGCGGUGGGUAUGGUGACUGCCGGCAACGCAAGGCAGAUGUGUUGAUGAGUAACGAUAAAAAUGCUGAGUCGAGAGGAGCUGAUAGAAAACCAACUCCUCACAAUCGAUAGUUUUUUUUUAUUACGAUUUUGUUUUAUUGUUAUACGUGGCUGCCUAAAAGUCAUAUAUUUUUGUCCUGCACAGAUUAAUCGACAAAUACUUUUUUUUCUUUAAUAUUUUUUUUUCUAAUUUACAUUUGAAUCCUGAAAAAAAAUCGUGAAUUAAUUUGCCCUACACAGAUAAACUUUUUUUUUUUUUUUAAUGAUUUGCUGCAUUUUGAUCCUUAACUCCUUCAGUACUGGGAAGCAUUUUUAUCUUGCGAUUUCUGUACAAUUAGAUCAUUUUAUUGACAUUAGGAAGGAUCUAUGGAGGUCAGAAGAUUAAUGGCCACAGUCUUCACUAUUCUAAUUCCCAACAUACGUUUCUGAAGGUGUAUAAAAUCAUCAAACAAUAACCAAAAGGAAUAUAGAAACACGCCAUGGUACCUAAAGGAUUAAAAACAAGCCAUGCAUUAUCUCCUGCACAGAUAGUCUUUAUGUCCCAAAGGCAGAGAAAAAGGGCCAUUGUGAACACUGUCCUUUACAUUUAGGUAAAGAAUAGGAAACAUUACUGCAUGCACUCAGAAAAGCCACAUUUGUUUUAUAUUUCCCGAGUGACGAGUUAGCUGUGUGUUGUUACUAGUGUUGUCUGUGUUAUGUUUAUUGUGACUUGUUAUUAUUAAUGUUGUAUAUCUACCAGUGUAUAAUAUGUACGUUGCUAAACAUAGAAGCCUUACUCGCUUGCAUAAUACAAGAAUUCAUGUUUAUAUUUAAUCAGAAGAGUCAUGUUACUACUACUACUACUACUACUACUACUACUACUACUACUACUACUAUUACUUCUACUUCUACUACUUCUACUUUUACUACUACUACUUUCUCACGGCUAGGCAUUCCCUGAUAAGCCUACCACCCUAAGCUUACAAACUCCGAGUGUGUCUGGGUGUAUAUAAACCUUUUUUGUAUUCCACUGAGAGUUAUGAAUAAACGAAAUGAUGAAGAGAU